Messenger RNA from Rhodamnia argentea, 1111 nucleotides. RefSeq lists its product as uncharacterized. The record is from RefSeq and is a predicted model, not a curated record. NCBI's taxonomy places the organism in Eukaryota, Viridiplantae, Streptophyta, Magnoliopsida, Myrtales, Myrtaceae.
AGGAGGUGGCAGGUGAGGAAAUAGGAAUCCCCAGGGGGAAAAGGUGUCAACGCGUCAGACAAGGCGAGAUAACAGCAAACAUCUCUCCUCUCCCUCCUUUAAACAACACACAACUGCCAAAUAUAGUCACAGAGAAAGAGGCCCGGGACAGCAUAAAAGAAGAGAGUUUUGGCUUCUUCGUUUGGUGUGACGGCUGAGGCACGAGGAGAGAAGAACCACCCUCCCUUCUUCCAUCAUUCCCCUGCCGCCACCACCAUCCAACAAUGGCGCUCACCAUUAAGCAAAUGUCCUUGAUUGUGGCGACCAUGGGCCUCUUGUCCUUCAUAUUUGGUGUCGUCGCGGAGAACAAGAAGCCACCAUCUGGGACGCCUAUUGCCGGAAAAGAUGUGGUCAUAUGCAAGUAUCCAUCCGAUCCAACCGUCCUCUUAGGAGGCCUUUCUGUUGUAUUUCUGGUUGCAUCAACGGUCACAGGCUACAUUUCUCUGUUUUAUCCGUACAAGGGGAGGUCUAUCCCGCAAUCGGCUCUCUUUCAAAGUACUACCUUCGUCGCAUUCUUCAACAUUGCUUUGUUUUUGACUGGACUAGCAGCAACAUUCCUUCUAUGGCCAACCAUCACCGAGCAACUUCACCUGUCGCGCAAUGUUCACCGCAAUCUUGACACUGAUUGUCCGACUGCAAAGACAGGUCUCCGGGGCGGUGCUUUUUUCUCCCUCGAUGCAUCCCUAUUCUGGUUGGUGGCCCUAAUGUUAGCCAACAAUGCCCGUGAGGACUACUUUGGCGAAGCAGAUAGCAAUGACAAGGGUGAUGCUGAUGAGGUCCUCACAGUGGACAUAUAGGGGGCGGCAUUGUUGCCUGUCGCAUAAUGUUAUCUGCCUCCUCUAUUAUGGAGAACUCAGAAAAGCACCAUAAGCAUGUUUCUCUGUCUCUAGUACUUGUGCUUCGACCGGAUCGCAUUCUUUCUAUUCUGGGUGGAUUUUCAAGCAGAACGUGCAAAUUGAGAGCAAAUGUCACUGAUCAAUGAUCAACAUCUUUGUAUAAAUUAGAGUUGAUCAGGAUUCCAAGCAAAUUCAUUUCAGCAUGCAACCAAAGCGCCAUGUCCUCGUUCCCAAAC